This is a messenger RNA of Nematocida homosporus, 405 nucleotides long. Its product is annotated as frataxin. Gene Ontology annotation, molecular function: ferrous iron binding; ferroxidase activity; 2 iron, 2 sulfur cluster binding. NCBI's taxonomy places the organism in Eukaryota, Fungi, Microsporidia. Bases 1 to 405 code for a protein of 134 amino acids. Gene Ontology annotation, biological process: iron incorporation into metallo-sulfur cluster; intracellular iron ion homeostasis. The record is from RefSeq and is a predicted model, not a curated record. Gene Ontology annotation, cellular component: mitochondrion. The transcript has a single exon.
AUGGUCUUGCUUGAAUCCACCUAUAACUCUAUCUCUACUUCUCUACUUGACCGAGCUUUUGAUUUGAUGGAAAGUCUUGGUGGAGAUGUGCAAAAGAGUAGUGGGGUUGUAACUGCUGUUUUUCCAUUAUUAGGUACUUAUGUUCUUAGUCGGCAGCCUCCUAAAAGAGAGAUUUGGUUGUCUUCACCAGUAAGUGGUCCACAUCAUUUUCGUGGUCAUCCUAGUGAUGCGCCUAUUAGUUGGCUUAACCGUUCAGGAGAUGCUCUGUUUAGCUUUUUAUCUAAUGAACUAACUAGCUCCUUAGCUAGUCAUGGUCUUAGUACUCGUAACGAUAAUCUUACCAAUGAGAUGGCUAAUAAUAAUCGGGUUAGUAAAGUUAAGAAAGAGAGCGUGGGAUUGGAGUAA